AAAAGUACGAAUAAACAAGGUGUCUCUAUAAUAUGAAUAUACAUUUCUUACGAUACAUUUUAACAAAAUGUACAGACAAUAACUUGUGUAUGUGUAUACAUUUUAUAAGGACAUCCUGUAUAUGUAGCAUAGAAAGUAUAUACACAAUAAGCGUCACACGACACGAAUGAUAUUCGUAAACGCAGAUACCAGUAUGUGUUUGUACGCGAUCAGAUAAUCAACGAACAUGAGAGCAUUAUAGCGUAUGUAUGUAAUAAGUAUUUAAAUAUAAAAAAACAUUAAUAAAACAUUUUUAAGUACUAAAAUUAAAAAACGCAGAAAACAAUAUGUUUCUCAUAUUGAAAUUGGUGUUAAUAUUUUUGUUAAAUGAAACGUACGCAUAUAUCGAGCAAGAUAUCGAAAGAAUAUUAUUUCCGUCAUGGAAUUCGACAAUUGCAAAAGAAAUACCACUAACUCUGAAAAUUUUUGGAAAACAAGUUCAAUUAAACCUGUGUAGAAACAACCAGAUUGUAUCCUCCAAGUUUAAAGCAUGGAAACGUGACGCUAAAAGCAUCACGGACGAACUCAUUCCGCAAUUAUACGCAUCUGAUCCUUGCCAUUAUUUUCACAAAGAUCAUAUCAGCACAGCGGCCAUAAACUUUUGUCAAGAACAUGGAUGGCAGGAAGGACACGUUUUUCUGAAAGAUGAAACAUUGGAAAUUAGACCUUUGCGGGAUGACUUUGCAUCUUUGACCUCAAUCGACGAUCAUUGCGUUAAAGAAGAGAUAAAUAUAUCAUUUGGCAAACCUCACUUAAUUAAACGAUCAUUGCAAUUAUUUGCUGAUUCAAGUUUUCGUAAAUUCGAUAAUUUUAAACGAAAGCAACGUCAUGCGCAAGACACGCAAAAAAAAUUAACUGUAAAACUGGCUGUGUUCUUCGACGAAGCCGCACAUCGUACGUUCAUGCCUUUUCUGGACAAAGAUGAAGAAAAGUUGCGCAUGAUGAUAUUAGCGUAUGUGAAUAAUGUUCAAGCUAUGUUCCAUCAUCCUAGUUUGGGUGUUUCCAUCGAUAUUUUGUUGGUACAUAUCGAAAUCUUGGAUAAACAACCAUCAAAUUUGCCAGUCCUUGAUGGUAACAGUGAUAAACUGCGCAAAACGUUUUGCAAAUACGCGAAAACUCGCAAUCCUUCGGACAACAAUGAUCCGCAUCACUGGGACAUUGGUCUUUAUCUAACCAGAGUAAACAUUUAUGGCACGUGCAUUUCUGUCGCAGGAAGAUCCUUUCUCGGUGGUGUGUGCAAAUCAAAUGAAUCGUGUGCGAUAGUCGAAUUCGGUGUUGCAAAUAGUGUGACAUCAGGUUUUACAUCAUCUUUCACUGCUGCUCAUGAGAUCGGCCAUGUUUUAGAAAUGCGACACGAUUCAUUACUGUGUGGUUAUGACAAAGGUAUUAUGAGCCCUCGCAUGGGACGUGUAGGCCAUAUGACAUGGUCCGAGUGUAGUCGUUAUACAGCUGAAGAACUCUGGACUACACCAAAGUGUCUUGGAAAUCAUACGAGAUCGAAAGACGUCUAUGACCAUUCGCGUUAUCACGAUUUACCCGGAAGGGAAUGGACCGCCAAAGCUCAAUGCGAAAUAUUUUUUCGCGACAAAGAUGCAAACGUAGUUUCAUUGCUUGAUAUAUGUAAAUCCUUACAAUGCGAAAUGCCUCACAAAAAUGAGUAUAAUUUUACCGGACCGGCGUUGGAAGGUACUCAUUGCGCAUUAGGGAAGGAAUGUCGCGGAGGAGAAUGCGUGCCCGUUCUCGAACCGCCAUACAUUUUCAAGUAUUGUGAAGAUUAUAUUUGGAGUGAAUGGAAAGAAGGCACCUGUCAAAGUAGUUGCACGCAGGCAUCUAAAGGCGUAAAAGUCAGACGACGUUCUUGCAAACAUGGAAAUAACAUAACGGCGAGUUGUGAAGGGCCAUAUUACGAUGUGGUUCUGUGCGAUGAUUCGUUACUCUGUACUGAGGAACGCAAAAAGAUCGAAUUAAAUGUUGAGAAAAAGUGCAUGAAAUUGAACUUUUUCGCAAUAAUGUAUAAUUUGGACUUGAUGUUUGAAUUCGAUGUAGAGUCAAAAUGGCGGGUUCUUCAUGAUGUCGAAAAACCAUGGAAGGCCUGUACUAUCCACUGCCGAUUAGAAAAUUCAUCUCUUUACGCACCACGCUUGGAAAUAAUCGACUUUAAUAUUGACCCAUACUUUCCAGAUGGAACGUUGUGUCACAAGGAAGAUGGCGAGAAUUAUUAUUGCCGCCAACAUUAUUGUCUGCCGGAAAGAUAUAACUGAUAUGAAAUUAUUGAUAUGUGUGAACGAGAAUCGAGAAGAAAGAAAAUCAUGAAAUGCGUGAACUCAAUUUGAAAUAGUUCUUCAAUUCGUUUGGCAUCGAAUAUUCGAUCGAUCAAUCUGUCGUUAUUAACAUCUGUUUUGCAUUUUAUCCACAUCUUACUUAAUAAAGAUAAUAGGACCAAGAAUUAUAUCGAAUUAUCUGCAACUAAAACUAAUUCCGUUGAUUAGAUAUAGUGCAAACAUAAAAAAUAACAAAAAAGUAAUAGGUAAUAUUUAAUAUGUUUACAAAAUGCGAAAAUAAGUAGCUGAGUAGAGCAAAGAUAUUUCUAUCCGGUAUGUAAUAUUGUGUCAAGAGAAUGAACGAGAACGAUAACGUCUUUCACUAUGUAAUGUACUUUAAUAGUCUACAAAUGUUUCAUUAUAUUAUAUAGAGACUUAGAAAGAUUAAUAUAUGAUGAAAUAAAGAAAAUUUCGUUUCGAAAGUAAUAAAAUAUUCAAAUUUAUUUAGUGCAAAUUAUUACUUAUUCACUAAACUUAUGUGCCCGUUGGCCGAAUGCGGCAGCAACGGGGACGUUGGAGAGAGAGAAACGUGAAAAUUUCAAUAUAUUUGCUACUUUGGUUAAUCAGUACAUCAAUGAUUAGUUUUGUUUUCUUCUUAUAAUAUAAUUUACA
This is a messenger RNA of Linepithema humile (Argentine ant), 2972 nucleotides long. RefSeq names its product A disintegrin and metalloproteinase with thrombospondin motifs adt-2-like. Lineage: Eukaryota; Metazoa; Arthropoda; Insecta; Hymenoptera; Formicidae. Gene Ontology annotation, biological process: extracellular matrix organization; proteolysis. Gene Ontology annotation, molecular function: metalloendopeptidase activity. Gene Ontology annotation, cellular component: extracellular matrix. The record is from RefSeq and is a predicted model, not a curated record.